CGUCAUAGACGUAUCAAGAAAUAUUGUAUAUAUUGCCAGCGAUCCACUGGUGUCCAUUAAGUCGGUGAAGAUCAUCGAAGAUGGCAGCAAUGAAAGGAGCAACAUUUCUUUUCCUCCUCGUGGGCUUACUUUUCAAUCAAGCUAUAAGUCAGAGUGACAUUACUCAAGAAACACAAAGACUAGUGGCUGAAUUGCAGGAGGAACAAGAUGAAGUAGGAAAAAUAGAAGAAAUAAUUAGCAACCUUAGAGAUGAAGAAAGAAAAGCCAUUACACGCGGACAAAUAGCAAGCACAGGAACAGGAGCAGGAGCUGGAGCUGGACAAGGAACAGGACUUGGACAAAGCGGACCAAAUGAAUUAUAUAAUUACCAAUUCCUUGCUCAAAGCAGGGGAUUUGGAUUAGGCUCAGGAGCAGGGGCUGGUGCUGGAGCAGGAGUUGGGGCAGGAGCCGGUGCUGGCAUAGGAGCAGGAGCGGGAGUAGGAGUUGGUGCUGGUUUAGGAGCAGGAGUUGGUGCAGGCAUAGGAGCAGGUGUUGGUGCUGGAGCAGGAGGGGGUGCAGGUACAGGAGCUGGAAUUGGCUCAGGCGCAAGAGCUCCCUAUUUCCAAUUGCUUCGUCGACGCCUAGGAUUCCAAUCAGGCAAUGGAGGAGGUUUAGGCUUAGGCGCAGGAGCUGGUGUUGGUGCUGGCGUAGGGGCCGGAGCUGGUGCAGGCUUAGGAGCAGGAGUUGGUGCUGGAGCAGGAGUUGGUGCUGGAGCAGGAGUUGGCGCUGGAGCAGGUAUUGGUGCUGGCGUAGGAGCAGGAGUUGGCGCUGGCCUAGGAGCUGGAGCAGGAGUUGGUGCUGGCGUAGGAGCAGGUGCUGGUACUGGGUUAGGAGCAGAAUUUGAAGCUGAAUUAGAAGCAGAAUUUGGUGCUGGCUUAGGAACAGGACUUGGUGCUGGCUUAGGAGCAGGAGCUGGUGCAGGAGGAGGAAUCGGCUCAGGCUUAGGACCUUCCUAUCAGCAAUUCCUUGCCCAACGCUAUGGAUAUAGAUCAGGCAUCGGAGGAGGUUUAGGCUUAGGAGCAGGAGCUGGUGUUGGUGCAGGUGCUGGCGCUGGAGUAGGCGCAGGAGUUGGCGCUGGCGCUGGAGCAGGAGUUGGUGCUGGUGCAGGAACAGGUGUUGGUGCUGGAGCAGGACUUGGAGCUGGAUUAGGAGCAGGAAUUGGUGCUGGCUUAGGAGCAGGACUUGGUACUGGCUUAGGAGCAGGAGUUGGUGCUGGCGUAGGAGCAGGUGUUGGUGCUGGAGCAGGACUUGGUGCUGGCGUAGGAGCAGGAGCUGGCGUAGGAGCAGGUGUUGGUGCUGGAGCAGGAGCUGGUGUUGGCCUAGGUGCUGGUGCUGGUGUAGGGGCAGGACUUGGAGCUGGAUUAGGAGCAGGAAUUGGUGCUGGCUUAAGAGCUCGCUAUUUGCAAUUCCUUUCUCAAAGUUUAGGAUAUGGAUCAGGUUUUGGAGGUGGUUUAGGCUUAGGAGCAGGAGCUGGAGCUGGAACAGGUGUUGGUGCUGGCUUAGGAGCAGGUGCUGGGGCAGGAGUAGGAGCUGGCUUAGGAGCAGGAAUUGGUGCUGGCCUAGGAGCAGGAGUUGGUGCUGGCAUAGGAACUGGACUUGGAGCUAGUGCUGGAGGAGGAGCAGGAAUUGGCUCUGGCUUAGGAACUCGCUAUAUGCAAUUCCUUUCUCAACAUCUAGGAUAUGGAUCAGGUAAUGGAGGUGGUUUAGGCUUAGGAACAGGAGCUGGUGCUGGGGCAGGUGUUGGUGCUGGCGUAGGAGCAGGAGUUGGUGCUGGAGCAGGUGUUGGUGCUGGUGUAGGAGCAGGAGUUGGUGCUGGGCUAGGAGCAGGGGUUGGAGCUGGAGCAGGUGUUGGCACUGGAUUAGGAGCAGGACUUGGAGCAGGAGUUGGUGCUGGCGUAGGAGCAGGAGUUGGUGCUGGAAUAGGCGCAGGAGCUGGAGCUGGUGUAGGAGCAGGAGCUGGAAUUGGUGCUGGAGCAGGUGUUGGAGCUGGAGCAGGUGUCGGCGCUGGCGCAGGGGCUGGUGUAGGUGCAGGAGUUGGUGCUGGCUUAGGAGCAGGUCUUGGAGCUGGAGUAGGACUUGGUGCUGGAGCAGGAGCAGGCCUUGGUGCAGGCCUAGGAGCAGGUCUUGGGGCUGGCUUAGGAGCAGGUCUUGGUGCUGGAGCAGGACUUGGUGCUGGCUUAGGAGCAGGUGCUGCAGCAGGAGCUGGAGCAGGUCUUGGCGCUGGCUUAGGAGCAGGGGCUGGAGCAGGAGUUGGUGCUGGCUUAGGAGCAGGUGUUGGAGCUGGAGCAGGAGUUGGUGCUGGCUUAGGAGCAGGUGCUGGAGCUGGAGCUGGUGUCGGUGCUGGCGCAGGGGCUGGUUUGGGUGCAGGAGUUGGUGCUGGCUUAGGAGCAGGUCUUGGAGCCGGAGCAGGACUGGGUGCUGGAGCAGGAGCAGGUCUUGGGGCUGGCUUAGGAGCAGGUGUUGGUGCUGGAGCAGGAGCAGGCCUUGGUGCUGGAGCUGGAGCAGGUCUUGGUGCUGGAGCAGGUGUAGGCGCUGGCUUAGGAGCAGGUCUUGGUGCCGGCUUAGGAGCAGGACUUGGUGCUGGAGCAGGUCUUGGUGCUGGCUUAGGUGCAGGUCUUGGUGCUGGCUUAGGUGCAGGUCUUGGUGCUGGAGCAGGUCUUGGGGCUGGCUUAGGAGCAGGUCUUGGUGCUGGCUUAGGUGCAGGUGUUGGUGCUGGAGCAGGGCUUGGGGCUGGCUUAGGAGCAGGUGUUGGAGCUGGAGCAGGCGCAGGACUUGGUGCUGGAGCUGGAGCAGGAGCAGGACUUGGUGCUGGAGCUGGAGCAGGUCUUGGCGCUGGAGCAGGAGCAGGUCUUGGCGCUGGCCUAGGAGCAGGUCUUGGCGCCGGCUUAGGAGCAGGAGCUGGUGUUGGCGCAGGUGCUGGUGCUGGAGUAGGCGCUGGCUUAGGAGCAGGUCUUGGUGCUGGCUUAGGUGCAGGUGUUGGUGCUGGAGCAGGGCUUGGGGCUGGCCUAGGAGCAGGAAUUGGUGCUGCCUUAGGAUUAGGUGCUGGAGCUGGAAUUGGCUCAGGUGCAGGGGCUCCCUAUUUCCAAUACCUGGCUCGACGUUUAGGAUAUAAUUUAGGAGGUUUUGGUGCUGGCUUAGGAUCAGGACUUGGUGCUGGAGCAGGUCUUGGUGCUGGAGCAGGUCUGGGUGCCGGAGCAGGUCUUGGUGCCGGAGCAGGAGUUGGCGCUGGCUUAGGAGCAGGAGUUGGUGCUGGAGCAGGUGUAGGCGCUGGCUUAGGAGCAGGUCUUGGUGCUGGCUUAGGAGCAGGUCUUGGUGCUGGCUUAGGAGCAGGUCUUGGUGCUGGAGCAGGAGCAGGACUUGGUGCCGGAGCAGGAGUUGGUGCUGGAGCAGGUGUUGGCGCUGGCUUAGGAGCAGGUCUUGGUGCCGGAGCAGGAGUUGGCGCUGGCUUAGGAGCAGGUGUUGGUGCUGGAGCAGGUGUUGGUGCUGGCUUAGGUGCAGGUCUUGGUGCUGGUAUAGGUGCAGGUGUUGGUGCUGGAGCAGGAGCAGGACUUGGUGCCGGAGCAGGAGUUGGUGCUGGAGCAGGUGUUGGUGCUGGCUUAGGAGCAGGUCUUGGUGCCGGAGCAGGAGUUGGCGCUGGCUUAGGAGCAGGAGUUGGUGCUGGAGCAGGUGUUGGUUCUGGCUUAGGAGCAGGUCUUGGUGCCGGAGCAGGAGUUGGCGCUGGCUUAGGAGCAGGUGUUGGUGCUGGAGCAGGUGUUGGCGCUGGCUUAGGUGCAGGUCUUGGUGCUGGUAUAGGUGCAGGUGUUGGUGCUGGAGCAGGAGCAGGACUUGGUGCCGGAGCAGGAGUUGGUGCUGGAGCAGGUGUUGGUGCUGGCUUAGGAGCAGGUCUUGGUGCUGGAGCAGGAGUUGGUGCUGGCUUAGGAGCAGGUCUUGGUGCCGGAGCAGGAGUUGGCGCUGGCUUAGGAGCAGGAGUUGGUGCUGGAGCAGGUGUUGGCGCUGGCUUAGGUGCAGGUCUUGGUGCUGGUGCAGGACUUGGUGCUGGGUUAGGAGCAGGUCUUGGUGCCGGAGCAGGAGUUGGCGCUGGCUUAGGAGCAGCAGCUGGUGCUGGAGCAGGAGUUGGUGCUGGCAUAGGAGCAGGAGUUGGCGCUGGCUUAGGAGCAGGAGUUGGUGCUGGAGCAGGUGUUGGCGCUGGCUUAGGUGCAGGUCUUGGUGCUGGUGCAGGACUUGGUGCUGGGUUAGGAGCAGGUCUUGGUGCCGGAGCAGGAGUUGGCGCUGGCUUAGGAGCAGGAGCUGGUGCUGGAGCAGGAGUUGGUGCUGGCGUAGGAGCAGGAGUUGGUGCUGGAAUAGGCGCAGGAGCUGGAGCUGGUGUAGGAGCAGGAGCUGGAGUUGGUGCUGGUAGUGUCUUGGAAAGUUAUUGUAGACAGUUGAUAGAAAAUUGAUAAUGGAAGUUGUGUGUUAUAAUAUUACGAUGCUUUUUGUAUCAAUUUUAUAAUUUUUGUUAUUAUUUGGAUAUCGUUGGGUGUUUAAUUUCGUUUUUUUUUUAAUUUAAAAUACUCAUUUGUCUAGAAUAUCUUGUUGUUUCUCUAUAUAUUUUGUCUAAGUUUUAAUUUCUUGCAUUCGGUGCUGUGUUUAUAUAUUACUAAAAAAAUAAAACUGUUUGAAAUGCUCUUUUAUCUACAUUUAAAUUAAAGCUAAAUGCCUUUAUAUUGUAAAAGUUGUCAUAUGCAAAAUAAAGUCAAUUAUUUUCCUUCUU
Stegodyphus dumicola is the source of this 4789-nucleotide messenger RNA. RefSeq lists its product as uncharacterized. NCBI's taxonomy places the organism in Eukaryota, Metazoa, Arthropoda, Arachnida, Araneae, Eresidae. The record is from RefSeq and is a predicted model, not a curated record. Gene Ontology annotation, molecular function: transferase activity.